UUUUAUGCCAGCCUUUUUCAACGAUCUCGUCCUCAGUCAGUAUAGUUUUGCGUUGUGAGGUUAAACGGAAAAUAAAUUCUAGUUUUCUGUUUAUUCUGUGCAAGAUUUCAUCCUUGGAAAAAAUCGACGGAUUCGUUCGUUUCUACGGUUUACGCGGAAAAUAUCGUUUCGUUCAUCAUGGAUGAUGGCAGGGAAGAGCAUCAAUUCGUGGUCGACGAUGUCAGUAAGAUUAUCAAGGAAGCAAUCGAAACCACCAUCGGCGGAAAUGCCUACCAGCACGAUAAAGUAAAUCACUGGACCGGUGCGGUUGUGGAGACCUGCCUCAGUGUACUGACUAAGCUACAGAAACCCUACAAAUAUAUCGUUACCUGUAUGAUAAUGCAGAAGAACGGUGCCGGAUUGCAUACGGCCAGCUCCUGCUUUUGGAAUAACGAAACGGACGGAUCUUGCACAGUUCGCUGGGAGAACAAAACGAUGUAUUGCAUUGUGUCGGUGUUCGGGCUGUCGAUCUAAAUCGUUGUGCAACGGCCUGAAACGACCAACCACUUGACGACUACAUUACUAAUAGGGGCCAGGAUUCGAUCGUUCCCGGCUGUUUUACAGGUGCUUUCCGGACUGGCCAAUGCUAAUCUAUAUUUUGGAUCAUAUCGUCCCUAUUUGUAUUCCACCGGAGGUGAUGAAUUCCAAUGUUAUACUACUAAUUAUCGUAAAUAAUCUAUCCUAUUUUCCGAACUUACGUGUUUUAUGUUAAAUCGUUCGAAGCGGGUUUUAGUAGUCUCUGCUUACUCGAUUUCUCGACAGUCCAUUUUGAUUUUGGUGUUCUUUUAUACUAUUUUACUUGAUCAAUGUGUUAUUGUUAAUAAUCUAAACUAUCGAUAUUUUGAUCUUAAACAAAACUCCAUAGCUUUCGCAUUAAAACAAGCUUCUCGCAUAUUUCAUGUGAAACGAUAUGUUAACGAUAAACGAAGUAAUUUUAGAUUCGUUUAAGAAAAUGAUACUAAAAAUUAAACAAAUUAACCUUAAUCUGUAAGUCCAGUUACAACAUACAAACGAUCCGGCUUUCUUGUAAGACGAGAAACCAAAUAUUAGGCCUUGGAUAAUGGAACUGAAAAGAUUUGACGAAACGAGCGAAUGAAUGGAUUUAAAUGAUAUUUGCAGCAUCUCUGCUGGAGAUUGCUGGUCGUUUUUGUUAUCACAAAUAUUAGAUAUGUGAGCAGUUCGCAAACGGUACGAUAUGUGUGUUAAUGUCAUAAAAUAAACUUUUAGUCGUAGUUUUUACAUCAAUAAAA
Molecule: messenger RNA, 1289 nt
Organism: Topomyia yanbarensis
Lineage: Eukaryota; Metazoa; Arthropoda; Insecta; Diptera; Culicidae
Gene: Dlc90F
Product: dynein light chain Tctex-type
Exons: 3
Coding region: 178-513 (111 amino acids)
Biological process (GO): microtubule-based movement
Cellular component (GO): cytoplasm; cytoplasmic dynein complex
Molecular function (GO): dynein intermediate chain binding
Source: RefSeq, a predicted model, not a curated record